This is a messenger RNA of Penaeus vannamei (Pacific white shrimp), 5666 nucleotides long. RefSeq names its product oxysterol binding protein (gene Osbp). NCBI's taxonomy places the organism in Eukaryota, Metazoa, Arthropoda, Malacostraca, Decapoda, Penaeidae. Gene Ontology annotation, molecular function: sterol binding. The record is from RefSeq and is a predicted model, not a curated record. Gene Ontology annotation, cellular component: plasma membrane; cytosol; perinuclear endoplasmic reticulum.
AAGAGCUCACUGUUGACAAAGGUGCCAUCUUGGGGAGUCAGAUGCGAGUGACGAGCGAAUUUCGGCCUUAAAAGCACAAUGUCUGACAAACAGGCUGAUCCCGACAUGAAAGGCUGGCUGUAUAAGUGGACCAACUACCUCAAGGGUUACCAAAAACGUUGGUUCGUGCUCUCCAAUGGCCUCCUGUCCUACUACAGGUCGCAGGCCGAGAUGCUGCACACCUGCCGCGGCACCAUCAGCCUGCACGGCGCCGUCAUCCACACGGAGGACUCGUGCAACUUCGUCAUCAGCAACGGCGGCACGCAGACGUUCCACCUGAAGGCGUCGUCGGAGGUGGAGCGCCAGAAGUGGGUCACGGCCUUGGAGCUCGCCAAGGCCAAGGCGAUCCGGCAGCUGGAGAGCGAGGACGAGGACGAGGAGGACGUGAGCGAGUCCGGCCGCGACGACGUGUCCAACACCCUGAAGGUGCUGACGGCCAAGCUGGAGGACCUGCGCACGUGCCACGACCUCAUCAUGAAGCACGGGGCGGCGCUGCAGAAGUCCCUGGCCGAGCUGGAGGCCCUGGACAGCACGCAGGACCUCACCGCCAAGAUCAAGACGGUCAACGAGAGGGCCACGCUCUUCAGGAUCUCGUCCAACGCCAUGAUAAACGCUUGCAACGACUACGUGGAUGUGAGUGGCACUGCUGGGCGCAAAUGGCAGCGUCUCUUGCAGCAUGAGCGUGACCAACGAUUGAGGCUGGAAGAUAUGGUGGAGCAGUUGGCCCGCCAGCAUUCACAUCUUGAGCAGGAGGCCAAGGAACAGAUGAAUCAGGCCAUGCCACCAGGGCUGCAAGGUCCCGUACCCAGCUCGGCACCAGUAGCUGUCAAUGAAUACCGACCUCCAGAUCCAAAUCCUGAACAGGUGAAGGAAGUACUUUCAGGUCACAGCCACAGCGAGGAUGAGGAGGAGAAUGAGUUUGAGGACGCAGUGGAAGAGCUGGCAGAGAACUUCAUUGUGCAUGUAAAUACAAGUCAGGCACACAGGAGGUCUAAUUCCAAUGUUUCUCAGGCGUCAGAAGGGCACGGUGUAGGAGACACAGUGUCCGCAUCCAGCAGCGAAGGAGACGGGCAGGACAACACCGUCCAGGUCAUCAUGAGGAAAGACAACAAUACAGACAGUAGUUAUAGCUUAAGUGAUGAAAUGGCAAGCUUGAAUGGAUCCCAAGCCACAACGCCCACUGAUGGCAUCGUUGCGCAGGCGAAUGGCCGGCCUAAGCGCCAGCGCAGAAUACGUGUCCCUGAUAAACCCAAUUAUCCCAUUAAUUUGUGGUCCAUCAUGAAGAACUGUAUAGGCAAGGAACUCUCCAAAAUACCCAUGCCGGUAAACUUUAGCGAACCUUUGUCCUUCUUGCAACGAUUAACAGAAGAUUUUGAAUACUCGGACAUCUUGGACAGAGCAGUUCAGAUUGAGGAUUCAUGCGAACAGUUGUCCCUUGUUGCUGCGUUCACUGUUUCGUCUUAUGCAACAACAGCAGUGAGAACUGCCAAGCCAUUCAACCCACUCUUAGGAGAGACCUACGAGUGUGAUCGCACCGACGACCUUGGUUGGAGGGCUCUCAAUGAACAGGUGUCGCACCACCCCCCAUUGGCGCAGUACGUGGAGGGCACGUCCGGGUGGCACAGCUGGCAGGAGUUCUCCAUGUCGUCCAAGUUCCGCGGGAAGUACCUGCAGAUCAUCCCGCUGGGCAUCGCGCACCUCAAGUUCCUCGCUUCCGGGAACCACUACACUUGGAGGAAGGUGUCGACCACCGUGCACAACAUGAUCGUCGGGAAGCUGUGGCUGGACAACCACGGCGAGAUGGAGAUCGUCAACCACAAGACUGGAGACAAGUGUUGCCUUAAGUUCAUUCCGUACUCCUAUUUCUCCAGGGAGAUUCCAAAGAAGGUAACAGGCUAUGUUGUGGACAGCGAAGGUACAUUUAAGUGGUUCAUCACAGGCACUUGGGAUGAGAAGAUAGAGGCCUGCCGUGUGACCUCUCAGUCGAUGAGGGCAGGCAAGCCGGUGUACGAGACUGGACCACCAAAAGUAUUGUGGAAGAGGAAUCCAAUUGUGCCUGAUUCAGAAAAAUACUACAACUUCACCAAAUUGGCCUGCCAGCUCAAUGAGCCAGAGGAGAACGUCUCACCGACUGACUCUCGACAUCGGCCUGACCAGAGGCUGAUGGAGGAGGGAAUGUGGGAUGAAGCAAAUGCCGAGAAGUUGAGGCUAGAGGAGAAACAACGAGCGACUCGGCGCAGACGGGAAGCGGAGGCCGAGCAGGCAGCAGCUGAAGGUCGUGAAUAUCCUCCCUAUUGUCCAACAUGGUUCGUAAAGGAGACGGAUGACGUCACUGGGGCUCUCAUCUUUAGGUUUACGCAUGAAUAUUGGGACUGCAAGGAAAAGCAGGAAUGGUCAAGAUGUCCAGACAUAUUUUAGUCCACGGACAGUGUCUAGUACCUGCCUUAAUAUAUUGCAAGUUUUUUCUCUUUGCCGCCCAACUGAUUUGGGACAGGCCGUUUGGAGGCAAUGUUGUCCCGUGCGUCAAUUGGUCAAAUUAUACAUGAGGUACAAUGUCUUGGAAGCUUGUAACUAUGAAUCUGUGAAAGUUGAAAGAUCAGUGAUGGGUUAUCUUUAUUAUUAUUUGAUUUUAUCCAUGUCAUUAUUCUUAUUUAUUUUUUUAUUAUACUCAAAAGACCAGUAUUUCAGCCAAAUUGAUUUGCAAAAGAAAACUACUAUUGUUCUUAUAUAAAUUAAAUAUAUAUAUAUAUAUAAUAUAUCGAGUCCUAAGCCCUUGUAACUUGUUCAUAAAUAGGACGUCUCCAAGGCAAGGCCUAGUUACGACAGCUCUAGGAGUCCUCAGCAAGGCUCGUGUGCACUUUAACACAGUGACAUGUUUUCUCCAUAUCAUGGACUCAGAAGUACCUACCAAGACUCCUGGUGCUAAUGCUUAUGUUUUAACCACAGUCUGGGGGUACUUCUCAUCUUGUGAUCCAUAUUAUAUGAUUGAAGUGACUGUAAAAGAGUUGAAAAGAAUGGUGUUCAAAUUGAAAAGUGACUUUUAUAAAAGAGUUUAAAUUGUAGUUUAAUGGGCCAGCUGUGAAUGGGAUGUGGCAUGAGACAUAUAUAUUGUAUGUUAUGUUAUAUAAAGUGUUCUCAGUUUGUAAGGCAUACAUUAUGGCUCAAGCCAAUGCCUUGUUGAGUUAGGUGUAAUUUAUGAUUUAUUAGAAUAAUGGGGCUUGUGCAACUCUUGCAGUGUCAGCUGCCCAAUUGUACAGUUGUAUUUUUUCCAAUUAUUCCCAAUUUGUAUUUGUUUAGGAAUAUGUAAAAAUAACAGGUGAAUAUAUUUUUUACCUUACCUAGGAAAUAUCAUACUAUACAUUUCUCUAAUAUUGUUUUGUGGCUGUAUCAGCUGUUGACUGUCAGCAGUUCUGUAAUACUUUCUAACAAAGGUGAAAGAUUACUUAUUUUCAAACAGAUGGAAGGUCAGAUGGCUGGCUGCCCAAGGAUGUUUGGGAGAGGUCGAUUCCUUACUGAGUAUUGCUUGUUAAGAACAUACUGUGUUGAUUUAUGAAGAGAACUACUUGUCUGUAACUUGAUCAGAAUUCUGUUUACCCAAAAAAAUUAAAAUAAAAGAAAAAUAAAGACACAUUUCACCAUUUUGUAGUAGGGAUCUGCUGGUGAUACUCUCUUGUUGUUAAUGGUGAUGUUAUACUGCAGAUUAACAUAGUUCUGAAAAUUUCUAAUUAAUGUUUUUUGUUGCUUUUAUUGAAAGAAACCACUAAUUUUAAUCAGCUAAGAUUUUGAGGAUUUAAUGGUCUGCAAGAAGAAAAGAACUGCACAUAGAUAGGACAUGAAGACUCUGUUUAUCUGGUUUGCCCCAUAUUUUUUCUCUUUAUAGAUAAUGCAGUAGGCAGGUGUUAACUGAUCAAUAAGUUAACAUGUUACAGUCAUUUUUAGAUGUGGCCAUCUGUCCUUGUAAUCUUAUUGUUUGCCAGUGGUUACGGGAAGAUUAAAUUGAUAUAAGCUCAAAAUUUCUUGUCUGUUUUGUGGUUGGAGCUACAGAGUUGAUUGGUUAAAAAUUGUCCUAUGUGGAGCCACUGGUUGCAUCGGUCAGCUGCUGUCCCUCACUGCAGAAAUCUAUUCCUUUUUUAACUAAAGAAUCAUCAACCAAAUUUGAUUUGCAUCCUAUGACUGCUCAAAGAAGCUUCUGGCUUCCCCUAACUUGUCACAUAUUUUUUUUUUUUAUGUAUUUAUGCAUUUUUCUUUAGGAAAUGAAAUGAAAGAAAUAGUUUUUGUGCUUUGUGUACUGGUAUUAGUUAUGUGAUUAACUAGGUUAUCACAAAGCUUUUUGAUUGUCAUUUAAAUAUCACAAACUCAGAAGUUGGAUAGUCAUGGUUAUAUAGUGUGCAAUUCUUCAUCUCCUCAGCUCCUGGUCUUGUUGCUUGGGAGUAUUUCUUUUGAUACACAAUGUUGUUCUGAGGUAUCUGUGGUCCAAGGGUUCCCCUGUUGAUCCAGGAUUUAAUUGUUAUCCCUAAGAUAUUCCUGCUGCUGCAGGGUGUCUGUUGCAUUAUGAUACCUCUUUGUCCCACAUAUAUAUAUAACUGGAGCUAUGAGGUAUCCCCACAGCUCUAGGACUAAAUUGUCUCGAUGAUAACCAGACAUAGUAGCCGAGUAGCUAGAGUUCCAAAGCAGUUUUAGUGUGACAAUUAUGUGUAGCCUAUUUCCUCCAUGGAUGCGUUAUAGGUAUGUAAUUUGUUACUGGAAGCUUUCCUCUGCCUACUCGGUAUGUGCUACAUUGAUAUCAAAUGUGCUGGGAAGAACUAUUGUGAUUUUUGUAGUCUUUUUGUCAGGUUUGUUCUUUUUUUUCUUCUUUUUUCACUUCAAGGAAUAAAGCCCCCUGAAGAUGACUUCAAGUGUCAUAAUAGUUAGUCUCUUCACACCUAGUUUGCCUGCUUGUGAUAAACCAAGGAAACAUAUGAGAGUAGGAGCAACCAAGGGCUCAGUAGGAAUACUAGACACCUUCAUCUGUACAUAUUCCCAUGUUAGGGGUGUGUGCUGACCAAUGGUACAGUCGGACCUCAUUAACACUGAAGUCCCCUCAUUUUGCUUAAUCUGUUCUGUUGAUUAACUCUUGCUUGAAUAACCGGAUCUGUAUUUGGAGAUCACCAUUUGAAUGAUAUAUUUUGCCUUGGAUUCUUGUGGUCAGUCUUAAUGAGGUUUACCUGUAAAAUGUUAGAGGACUUAGCAUCUUGAUUGAAUGGACUGAUUGAUGAUGUGCUCUUGUUGAAGCUUUAUAUGAGGAGAUGAACCAAGUCUCCUGUUAUUUUGAUGUAUGGCUUUUCAUGAACAUUUUAAACAUGAAUGAUUGGCAUCUUUAGGGGUAUUUUGAUUCCAAUGUAAGAAAAAUCUGCACUGAUAGUUUCCCAGAUGAUCAGUGCAUUCAUAGUUUUGAACACCCAUCGUAGCAGUCGUGUUGCUGCUGGUCAUAGUACUUUUACAAGGGAAAUAUUGUCUCAUGAGAGAUAUUGUUGAAUGGGAAUAUUUAAGAGUUAUUAUCAGUACAUUAUUCUUACAUAUAUAGUUUGUAUGAUGCGUUAAUUGCUUUUGUGAUAUACAAGAGAAAAUAAAAUGGGAGACUAGUAUUA